AUGCAAGCCACUGAGAUUGAAGAGCAAAUAUUACAUCAGAAGGCUAAGGUUGAGUGGUUGAAACAUGGGGAUGGUAACACAACCUAUUUUCAUGCAACUGUUAGGGGAGAAAAUAGAAUCACUGGCAUAUACAACCUGGAGGAUUCGAAUGGCAGAAGGUUGAGUAAUCAACCUGAUAUUGAGAAUGAAGUUAUUCAUUUUUAUGAGAAUUUGAUUGGAAAAUCUACUAGCCAGCUGAAGCACGUGGAUAUCACUGUACUCAGGAAUGGAACUCAACUUGAGGACAAGGAUAGAGACACGUUAGUUCAGCCAAUAACGGACCAGGAAAUUUGGAAAGAACUUGGAAGUAUUGGUGAUACCAAAGCCCCGGGAGUUGAUGGUUUCUCUGAGAAAUUUUUCAAGGCUGCUUGGAAUGUGGUCGGAGGAGAUGUAAAAAGAGCUAUUCAUGAUUUUUUUUUCUCAGGAAAGGAUGCACCCUGCCAUUAA
This is a messenger RNA of Vicia villosa (hairy vetch), 486 nucleotides long. RefSeq lists its product as uncharacterized. The transcript has a single exon. Lineage: Eukaryota; Viridiplantae; Streptophyta; Magnoliopsida; Fabales; Fabaceae. The record is from RefSeq and is a predicted model, not a curated record. The coding region runs from base 1 to 486 and encodes 161 amino acids.